This is a messenger RNA of Durusdinium trenchii, 654 nucleotides long. The record is from the annotation of a GenBank genome assembly. NCBI's taxonomy places the organism in Eukaryota, Dinophyceae, Suessiales, Symbiodiniaceae.
AUGCGAUCAAUGUAUCGUUGCAGUGCAUCCACACGGCGUUCUCUCCCUGAGGGUUUCCAUCCCGACCUGGAAAAAGCUCUUCCUGCGCGGCGGAGAUGCGCUCUAAGUGCUGGAGUGCUGUUCAAACUGCCGGUGGUGCGAGAGAUUGCGCUCGGCAUGGGCUGUGUGGAUGCUCACAGAGAGAUCGCCAAAAAAUGUCUGGCAAAAGGGCUGAGCCUAUCUGUGGUUCCUGGAGGAGAGCGGGAGCAGCUUUUAGCACAGCGUGGCCAGGUAGAGGAGUUGGUAUUGAAGCAGCGGCAGGGGUUCAUUCGCUUGGCCCUCCAAUAUGGAGUGCCGAUCGUCCCGGUUUACGUAUUUGGCGAGGCUCAACUGUUCAAACAGAGCAGGUUCCUUUUUGGCCUUCGAUCUUGGUUGCAGCGAGCGUUAGGCAUUGCCUGGGUCAUGCCCUAUGGACCGUGGGGACUGCCUUUCCAAAAGUUUGAUGACCCGAUCCGGAUUGUCGUUGGCAAGCCCGUGCCAAUGCCCAGGAUGCCGGAGCACACGAAGGAGGACUUACAGCAGCACCAUACAAGGUAUGUUGAAGAAGUGUGUCGGCUUUUUGACGACAACAAGGCUGCUGCUGGAUAUGGAGACAAAAUCCUCCGUAUUGUGUAG